Molecule: messenger RNA, 1513 nt
Organism: Saimiri boliviensis boliviensis (Bolivian squirrel monkey)
Lineage: Eukaryota; Metazoa; Chordata; Mammalia; Primates; Cebidae
Product: CEA cell adhesion molecule 6
Biological process (GO): regulation of immune system process; signal transduction
Cellular component (GO): plasma membrane; cell surface
Molecular function (GO): protein tyrosine kinase binding
Source: RefSeq, a predicted model, not a curated record
AAAAGAGGCAGAAAUGAGAAGGGAGGGGACAGAGGACUCCUGAGCAGAGACCGCACCCAUGACCCAUGUGACCCUGGAAAGUGCUCCCGCCCGGGGAGGAGGCUCAGCACAGAGGAAGGAAGGACAGCAGAGCUGACAGUCACAGCAGCCCUGAUAACAGUGUUCCUGGAGCCCAAGCUCCCCUGCACAGAGGAGGACCGAGAAGACAGCAGAGACCAUGGGGCCCCUCUCAGCCUCUCCCUGCAGAGUGCAUGUCCCCUGGAAGGAACUCCUGCUCACAGCCUCACUUCUAACCUUCUGGAACCCGCCCACCAGUGCCCAAAUCACUAUUGAAGCCGUGCCAUCCAAUGCUGCAGAGGGGAAGGAGGUUCUUCUACUCACCCGCAAUCUGCCCCAGGAUACUACUGGCUUCAACUGGCACAAAGGGGGAAGCGUGGACAGCACCCGUCAAAUUACAGGAUAUGUAAUGGCAACUCAACUAACUACCCGAGGGCCCGCAUACAGCGGCCGAGAGACAGUAUACCCCAAUGCCUCCCUGCUGAUCCAGAACGUCACCCUGAGUGACACAGGAUUCUACACGCUACAAGUCAUAACAGCAAAUCUUGUGAAUACAGAAGCAACAGGCCAGUUCCGUGUAUACCCGGAGCUGCCCAAGCCCUCCAUCACCAGCAACAACUCCAACCCCGUGGAGGAUGAGGAUGCUGUGGCCUUAAUCUGUGCACCUGAGAUUCAGAACACAACCUACCUGUGGUGGGUGAACAAUCAGAGCCUCCCGGUGAGUCCCAGGCUGCAGCUGUCCAGUGACAACAGGACCCUCACUCUACUCAGCGUCACAAGGAAUGACGCAGGAACCUAUGAGUGUGAAAUACAGAACCCAGUGAGUGCAAACCGCAGUGAUGCAGUCACCCUGGAUGUCUGCUAUGGCCCAGAUGUCCCCACCAUUUCCCCCUCAAACUCCAAUUACCGUCCGGGGGAAAAUCUGAACCUCUCCUGCCACGCAGCCUCUAGCCCACCUGCACAGUACUCUUGGCUUAUCAAUGGGACGUUCCAGCAAUCCACACAAGUGCUCUUUAUCCCCAACAUCGCUGUGGGUCACAGCGGAUCCUAUAUGUGCCAUGCCCAUAACUCGGCCACUGGCCACAACCGCACCACAGUCAGGAUCAUCACAGUCUCUGGUAGUUCUCCUGGCCUCUCAGCUGGGACCACUGUCAGCAUCCUGAUUGGAGUGCUGGCCAGCGUGGUUCUGAUAUAGCAGCCCAGGUGUAUUUUCGGUACUUCAGGAAGACUGGCAGACAAUUGGUUUGAUUCUUCUUUAAAGCAUCUGCAAUCAGCCACCAUCCAAAACUGCUUCUUCAUCGAGGAUAUUUACAGAAAAGAUUCUGACAUGUACUCUUGAAUACAAUUUUCUAAUAGCAUUAAAAUCGUACCAUUGGACCACUUAAGAAUUUCCAAAAUUUUAACAAACUGAUAGCUUCAUGAAACUGCCAACCAAGAGCAAGCAGAGAAAAUAAUU